CUCUGGCAAAGCCUGCCGUGGCACCGUUUCGGCCGCAUUGCGCCGGGCAACGGCCGGGGCCCCGGCCCGUCCUUCCGUCACCGUCGCCUUUAUUCCGCGCUAGUCGCACGGCUCGCCAACGGCUCUCCUCCAGCGGCCGUUCCGCGCGGGCGUUUCGGCCGUGCCACGCAAGACAGCGAAUGCGAUGUAGAGCGUCAUGGCAAUCAGCAUAAAAUUUACAAAAUUUGACAACACACCAUGGGGCUUUCGUCUAGCUGGUGGCAGCGAUUUUCCGCAGCCGCUUACCGUUAUCAGAGUCUCGGAGGGAAGCCUGGCCGAAUGUAUGGGUCUGAAGGUCGGCGAUGUCGUCGUAAGAUUGAACGAUCAAUCGAUCAGCAGCUUGACUCACGGACAAGCGCAUGAAGCAUUAGUGCACGCCGGCAACAAUUUUGUUCUGGCUGUGCAAAGAGAGGAGGAGGCACGAAAGGCAGCCGAGGCGAUAUCGGAAGAGAACAUCGUCCCAUAUAAGAUCGCUCUUGCAGACUUACCGCCGGUCUUCCCAGAAGAGAUCUUACAGGGGGAGACAGUGAUCGAGCGGUACGAAGAGGUGAGUACCGUCGCCGAGCCGUUAUCCGCCGAAGACGAGGCCAGGGAAGAGGAGAAGAAGCUCGCGGAGGAGAAACCGGUGGACGCCAACAGCGAGAUCGUGCUCAACAAAAAUCUCACGGAUGACGAGAUCGCUCAGCUGAUCCUCGAGGAGGAGGAGCUCUUGUCUGACAAAGGAUUAUUAGGAGUAAACUUCAAAAAGUUAAGACCGCGAGCCUCGAUUCUGAAAGACUCGAAGGUUCUGGAGGAGCUGCAGCACAUCGCGAUAGCCGAGCCUGAGAGGGUGCAAGAGCUGAAGCACACCUCCACCUUCCUCCAGAAGCCACAGCGACCGGUGCCAAAGUUGAAGAACGAGUCGAAGGUUGAAGAGGACGAGGGGGAGACUUACAAGGUCGUGAUCAAGAAACAGGACAAGAAGACGGUAAUCGCGCGUCUCGUGGAGAAGGGUCUGCUGCCGCCAGGCUCGGAGGCGACCAUCGCCAGGACACCGGAACCGCCGGAACCCUCUGAGGUAAAGAUGCAUGAAACGGAGAAACUCGAAGAAAAUCGUCCCCCUGCCGUGUCCGAUUCAAAUUCCUCGUGUUCAACCUGCUCUCACGAUAACACCGACGCCCCAUUGUUGCCCGCACGUCCUCCGGAAUCCGAUUCGAACGAAUUUCUCACCUCUGACGAUCAACUGGCGCGUCAAGCGACAUAUAAAUGCAAAGCGGUCUUUCACGUCAAGUCGAAUCAUCCUCGAAGAUACAGUCCCGCCGGCAAAUACGACGAAAUCGCAGCGAGAUCGCCUUUUAAAGAUCGCUGUUUGGAGAACGUCCUUCGUGAUUACGCUCGUCCCUGCGUUCUUCGCGAUCGACAAGUCGACGAGUUCGAGGAGACUAAAUCGGGAAGCGUGCACUUCAGAAAAUAUGAUUUGCUAAAAAACAUUGGCCUCGAUGGCCUUUUGUCAAGCGAGACCAGAAAGAGGACGAGCAGAUGCGCGCGAGCACAUUACGCGGAGAGGAUUCUAUUUCGAAAUGUCAGCGCUGUCGCUAGACACUUUCGUUCAAAGCCGAAGAGGACUCGCGUCCUCGCCUCCAGAAUGAAGGGAAGAUAUUUAGCGACAUAUCUGAGACGCGAAAGCAUCCGGCUGAUGUCCUUGAUUACGACAUUGUUCCAGUUUUUGUUGCAGAGACCAGGCGUCUGCGAGUUGUCAAACUUGUCAAAGAUUCACGAGCGACGUUUGAGCUUCAAGGGUCGCUACCUUGAACACGUUCUUCAAAAGAAUGUCGCUCCUAUUCUCGAACACGUCCAGGAGACAUGCCUCGCUGAUGAUCAACUGAAGAUGACCGAGAUGAAAAAGGACAGGCCGAAAUCUACAAGAACGAAGGGACGUUACGUGGAGAAGUGUCUCCAUCGGCAGAAUCUGCGUCUGAGGUUCGCGUUGACGAGCCUUCUUGCUUACGUGAAGAGCAGCCUCGAUAAUCUCUUCAUCACCACCACAUCACCGAAAAUGAAACGCACGAUGAGAGGUCGAUACUUCGAACGGCUGGUUCGCAGAAAUCUCAAGAUUCUUAAACUGUUUGUGGAAUACGUUCGUUCCAGAAUCUCCGAAUGGCUCGCCGGGGAAGGUUUGUUGUGCAUAUCACAAAAUGAGCUUCUUGUCGUCACUUCCAAUUGCACUGUCGAUGAUGCGAUUCCAAGCGAACAGCAAACUGAUAAAGGCGCCUCGGACUCAAAGAUCUCCGAGUGGCACGAAAACGGUCCGUCCUGCCCGUUGCAAAAAGAAUCGCCCCUUGUCAUUAAUUCUUCCGACAAUCUGGACAAUCCGAACCAAGAAGAGAUUGCCGAAAGUGGUCACAAUAAUCCCGAAUGGAAUAGCAAUCCGGUCUCGUUCGAAGAAGUCGAUAAGUGUCCCGGCUCGGCCAAGCCUACGGACAUGAUCACAGAAGAGAAAGAGGAUGAUACUCUUUCAAAGUUCUUGCAGUCGGCCGAGGAUUACGUUUCCACCGAGGUCUUUCACCGUGGUAGCAGACGACUCUCAAAGUCGCGCAAAUCUGUCGAUAUCACCUCCAAAGAGGACGGAGAGGAUGAUAAGACACUCUCGAAAUUCCUACAAUCGGCCGAGGAUUACGUUUCCACCGAAGUCUUCCAUCGUGGUAGCAGACGACUCUCGAGAUCACGUAAAUCCAUCGACGUCAUCCCCAAAGAGGAUGAUAAGGCCUUUUCGAAAUUUCUGCAGUCGGCCGAGGAUUACGUUUCCACCGAAGUCUUCCAUCGUGGUAGCAGACGACUCUCGAGAUCACGUAAAUCCAUCGACGUCAUCNCCAAAGAGGAUGAUAAGGCACUUUCGAAAUUUCUACAGUCGGCCGAAGAUUACGUUUCCGCCGAGGUCUUCCAUCGUGGUAGCAGACGACUCUCGAGAUCGUUCAAGCGAGAAGAGCGGGGUGAGGAGGAUGUUCUGUCCAGUGUUCUCCGCUCGACCGGCGAUUACGUCUCGAGCGAGGUGUUCCAUCGCGGAAGCAGAAGAUUGUCAAGGUCGUCCAGGAGGGAAUCCGUUUCCCUCGGCAGUCCCGCUCUGUGGGGCGGUUUCAAGAGCAUGCACUUCAGCCUGCCUUGGUUCUCGUUCAAGGUCACUGAGAAGAGCACGGAGCGCGGCGGAGAAUGCGAGGAGAAGAUCGAUCCCGAAAUCGAGCGUGACAAUCGAAGAUUAUCAUUUGUACCGACGAUUCUCUAUCAGGGUAUCACGAACCGGAUCGGGAUCGAUUUCACGAGGCUGAUGGUUUACGCGUUCGUACCUUGUACUUCGAUUAUCCUUCUGUACAUGUAUAAUCAUCGUUAUCUAACGAAUAUCUGAUGACGUUUACGACAUGUUUCGAUGCUAAUAUAAGUAAGCAGACUCAGUUUUGAAUUCAUUUAGGAAUUCAUUUCGCGACAGUUUGUUAAUUCAAAUCGAUACAGUCUAACCCGUGAUUGUAUUUUGAUCUAAAUAGAUAUAUCGCUUGUCCCAAAAUGAUUCUAACUGACCUCAGAUUAUUGUUAUAUAUAUAUACCUACAUUUGUUCGAGAAACUUUUACAGAUAUCAUCGUGGACCUCUUUCACACCCGUAUAAAAAUGUCUCGUAAAUAAUGUACCCCUGAGUUUCCGUAUAAUCGUACGUUUUGUUUUUUGUUACUAGAAUAAGUGUUACCGGAGUGAAUCCACUGUAGAAUAAUCGGAAUGCAAAGGCAGCUAAUGUGACCAAUUCAAUACACAAACGAAAAUGUGAUUAACUUUUGCCUUUAGCGAUUCCUCAAUUGUGUGAAAUAUGUUAAUAUAAUUAAUUAAAUGUUGAAAUGAGUUAUUCGUA
Molecule: messenger RNA, 3911 nt
Organism: Vollenhovia emeryi
Lineage: Eukaryota; Metazoa; Arthropoda; Insecta; Hymenoptera; Formicidae
Gene: Zasp67
Product: neurofilament medium polypeptide
Exons: 7
Coding region: 197-3418 (1073 amino acids)
Biological process (GO): muscle structure development; actin cytoskeleton organization
Cellular component (GO): filamentous actin; Z disc; adherens junction
Molecular function (GO): muscle alpha-actinin binding; actin binding
Source: RefSeq, a predicted model, not a curated record